This is a messenger RNA of Ogataea parapolymorpha DL-1, 1920 nucleotides long. Its product is annotated as leukotriene A4 hydrolase/aminopeptidase LTA4H. Bases 1 to 1920 code for a protein of 639 amino acids. Gene Ontology annotation, molecular function: zinc ion binding; aminopeptidase activity; epoxide hydrolase activity. Gene Ontology annotation, biological process: proteolysis. The record is from RefSeq and is a predicted model, not a curated record. Gene Ontology annotation, cellular component: cytosol. The transcript has a single exon. NCBI's taxonomy places the organism in Eukaryota, Fungi, Ascomycota, Pichiomycetes, Pichiales, Pichiaceae.
AUGUCGGCGAACUAUCCUAAUAUCAGCCCAAAACUAUGGUCCAUUAUUGCACCACAUGUGCCUCAAUCGUCACCAGAACAAGACCCCUCAACCUUAUCAUCUUAUCUUAAGUUCAAAGUCGAGAAGUCGAUUCUGGACUUGAAGGUUAAAUUCACGGACAAGAUUCUCGAUGGUUCUGUAACAUACAUCAUAAAACCUCUGGUCGAUACCAAAGAGUUAGUUCUGGACACUGCUCAUCUCAAAAUCAAAAACGUAACAAUCAACGGUACCAUCCAGUCUUUUGAGCUGAAACCAAGCAACGGACCUUUAGGCGUUCCUUUGUAUGUUAACUACGAUUUCAAAGCGGACGAGGGUUUCAAGCUGGAAAUUUCUUACGAAACGACCAAAAAAGGUACCGCUUUGCAAUGGCUCGAGCCACCCCAGACUGACGGCAAAAAGCUUCCAUACUUGUUCUCCCAAUGCGAGGCUAUCCAUGCCCGCUCAUUCUUCCCGUGCUUUGAUACUCCCUCCGUGAAAAGUCCGUUCGAAUUCAAUAUCCAAUCCUCUCUUCCGGUGUUGAUGUCUGGUUUGUUGUCUAAGAAGACACCUUUGGAAAACGGAAUUACCCUCUACAACUUCUACCAGCCGGUUCCAAUCCCAUCUUACCUGUGUUCCAUCGCUUCUGGGGACCUCAAAGACGCACCAAUAGGGCCACGCUCCAGAGUUUGGACGGAACCCAGCUUUUUGGAGGCCUGUCAAAACGAGUUCAAGGAUGAUACUGAGAAUUUCAUCAAGACUGCAGAAAGCCUUGUAUUCGAGUAUGAGUGGAAGGACUACGAUGUUUUAGUGCUUCCUCAGUCGAUGCCUUUUGGUGGCAUGGAACAUCCUAACUGCACUUUCGCCACUCCAACCUUGAUUUCUGGUGACAAAGAGAAUGUCGAUGUCAUUGCGCACGAAUUGAGCCACAGUUGGGCAGGCAAUCUUGUAACCAAUGGCUCCUUCGAACACUUCUGGCUCAAUGAGGGAUGGACUGUUUAUUUGGAGCGCAGAAUCCUAGAGAGAUUGCAUGGAGAAAAGCAUAGACAUUUUAGCUCCAUCAUUGGAUGGACUGAUCUGGAAAAUUCAAUUGCUGCUAUGGGCAGCACAGCUUCGAGAUACAGCAAGUUGGUGCUCAAUUUAAAGCACGGUGAUGAUCCAGACGAUUCCUUCAGUACAGUUCCUUACGAAAAAGGCUUCAACCUUUUGUUCCACAUUGAACAAACCCUUGGCAGCAAGGAAGCAUUCGACCCAUUCAUCAAGCAUUACUUCGAGAAGUUCAAGUACAAGUCAUUGGAUACAUAUCAAUUUUUAGAUACUCUUUACGAGUUCUAUUCUGAUAAGAAGGAUCUACUUGAUACCAUUGACUGGGAGACAUGGUUGUAUGCUCCAGGUCUGCCUCCAAAACCAGAUUUUGACACCACUCUUGCUGAUGAGUGUUUUUCGCUCGCGGGAAGAUGGAUCAAGGUGAUAAGUAACGCUCCUGAUUCGUUGGAGUCCGAUUUUUCGCCCUCCGACAUCGAGAACUUCACAUCUAACCAGAAUGGCGUAUUUUUGGACAAGCUUGUUUCUUAUCAGAAUCAAGAUGGAUUUGAUUGGAGCUCCAAAAAUGGGCAGAAGGCAAUUCGAAUCAUGAAAAAGAAGUACACCAAGUAUGAGAAUUCCAGCAACGCUGAGGUCAUUUUCAGAUGGUUCCGACUGUUGCUGACUGCCCAAAUUCAAUCUGAAUACCAAAAGCUUGCCGACUGGCUGGGUACUGUUGGUAGAAUGAAAUUUGUUAGACCGGGAUAUGUGCUACUUAACGAGGCCGACAGGGAGCUGGCCAUAGCCACCUUCAAAAAAUAUGAGCAAAGCUACCAUCCAAUCUGCAAGGCCAUGGUGAUGAAAGAUCUCGGUCUGAACUAA